GACAGGCGGUCGCUGCGUGAAGCAGAGAGUCAAUCCUAUCAUGGUUGAAGGAAAGCGUGUCAGGGUCACUGAAGGUUUACACCGUGUCAGGAAACUUGACGUCGUCAUACCAUCUUCGACGGACUUGGAGGACAAACUGAAGAACCUAACAACUAGUUAUCAUUCUCAGAAGACUGCCUUGGUGGACUUCGUUGAGUUUGCGAGCUCAUUCAUACGGAAGUAUUCAGUAUCAAGUUCUCUAUUGGCAUUGGGAAAGCCUGCUCAUGAUAGCGAUGAUGUAUGGUGUAUCGACACUAGAGGCCUUUUGACUCUAGCUGUAGGCAAAGAAACGUAUGAACAACUGGGGUUGGUCGGAAAACAUCUUCCUUGGAAACCUUGGGAAGAUACACAUGUUAUCCGCAUCUUUCUAUCGGGCGACGUCCCAAAAACGCAUGAAGUAAAGAUCCAUAGUUGGUCGCCUUAUGGGAGUAAACAAAAGGCUGCUUUGAAGGUUUGGGAUCAGCGUAGGGGACCGUGGGAUGCCAUUUACACCUCCACCCAGCCUGAGUUUGCACCGCCGGACGUCGAAGGUCCCAAGAAGCACACGGCAAUACCCUCGAUACGGCACCUUACAGAUGUGAAGAUUCCCAGUUUCGACUUGCAAAGCCUUCACCAGAGGCAAAAUCAUGGGGUUGACCUAGAUGACCGGCAGGACAAAAUUACAGCUUACUUCGAGUGGGUCGGAAUGGCUUGUCUUGGGUCAGAAAGAUUACGAAGUGGGGACAAUGUAGACCCGUACCUUGCUGUCUAUGACCCUCCACUCUCCUUGCAAGUCGGCAAUCUCACGCACUUACGCUGGUCAGGUCUACUUCCUCCUGAGUUUGUACAGAAGAUACUCGACGUCAUUGUGCAUUCACCGUUCGCUGCUUUUGCAGCACAUAGCGUCCCGACCUCGCCCGUAGCUUAUAUUUCCCCGCCUCCUCAGUCCCAAUCGUCCGUUCGAGCUCCAAGAGCCGAAUCAGAGGAUACCUGGAGCAUUCUGCUUAGGUCUGACGGCGCUGAUGGAACAAAUGGGGUUCGAUGGAUAUUGGCUGAGACUAUAGGACAAUGGGAUGCUCGGUGGGGAUAGGUGGUCGACCCACUAAUCCAAUAUCUAAUUGAAUUUGCAACCUUCGUGCCUUCAGCAGCGCUUAGGAUUUCCUUGCCUUUGCUCGAAGAGCUACGCUUUUGGCGUAUUGAGUUCGGGGUUCGGGGGUGUUGGUAAUAUCUUUAGGGUCGUUCGUUACUGUACCAUCUCCUUGAAGGGCUUCAAUCCGAUGGCUUCGGCAUCAGCUUUACUGGAAUUAACGUCCUGUACUAACGAAUAGCGCCACCGAUCGUGCCUCAUCUCCGAAUCCAUUCGCUGGAAGGAGGUACCAUCAUGAUCAUUCACUUCCUGGCGUCGUCACGCUACUCAAAUCAUGACAGCUACAGUGACGCCUAAUUUUCUUCUACAGCUUUAUUAAACUGAAUUCUGACAUCGGACGUCUAUGACUGUAACCCGCUAAAAGGGAGCUCAGCAAAGGUAUACAAUGUUCGAGACAAUAAUCGAAACAAGCGGCCCGAGCUGGACAGAGGUACUCUCGAUGCCAAGGAUGCAACGGCGAGGUCAAUUAAACUGCCGAUAAAUCU
Messenger RNA from Somion occarium, 1650 nucleotides. The record is from the annotation of a GenBank genome assembly. NCBI's taxonomy places the organism in Eukaryota, Fungi, Basidiomycota, Agaricomycetes, Polyporales, Cerrenaceae.